Drosophila hydei is the source of this 1564-nucleotide messenger RNA. It is a transcript of the gene Cpr97Ea, whose product is annotated as tyrosine-protein phosphatase non-receptor type 23. The record is from RefSeq and is a predicted model, not a curated record. The transcript is spliced from 4 exons. Bases 279 to 1352 code for a protein of 357 amino acids. Gene Ontology annotation, molecular function: structural constituent of chitin-based larval cuticle. Lineage: Eukaryota; Metazoa; Arthropoda; Insecta; Diptera; Drosophilidae. Gene Ontology annotation, cellular component: chitin-based extracellular matrix.
UGGGCGGCUCAGUUGCUGUCGGUCUCAAGCAAAUGUUGGCGCACCGCUAAACGUGAAUAAUAAGCAAAAAGAAGAAAGAAAAAAAUUAAUAUAUCAAAAUCAAAAACUCAACAAAACUUCAGUUACAGUCCCGGUUCAUUAGAUCAAUUGAAAGUGAUUUUUUGUGGUGCCAUUGUUGUUGCUGCUGCUGCUGCUUUGGGGCUGGGUCUUGUGCCAGCGAAGGUCUUUUGCAAUUAAAGCCGUUAAGCGAUACGAAAUAGCUGUGAUCGAAGCUGAAAAUGAAAGUGCUACAAAAUUUACUGUUAAUAGGCUGUUUGAUUGGCAGCCUGGUCACUGCCCAGGACUAUCAGGAUUAUCAGCCAAGCGCACCCAGAGCGGCGCCUCAUAGACUUCAUGCCAGCGCACAGGAGGAGACGCGACCCACACCAGUGCCCAUUCUCAAACAGAUCAACAAGCACAAUGAGGACGGCUCGUAUACGUACGGCUAUGAGGGUGCCGAUGGUUCCUUUAAGAUCGAAACGAAACUGGCCACAGGCGAGGUGAAGGGCAAGUACGGCUACGUUGAUGCCGACGGCAAGGUGCGCGUCGUGGAAUAUGGUGCCAAUAAGUACGGCUUCCAGCCCUCGGGCGAGGGCAUUACCGUAGCUCCACCCACGCUGGUCGACGAGUCCACCAAGGAGGAGCCCGACUACGACGAGGAGCCCGUGCAGCGACCACAGCGACCCUAUCGCGUGCAACGUCCACAGCAGCAGCAUCAGCAUCAGCCACGCCCGCAGCCCGCACCACGCCCGCAGCCGCAACCGCAGCCACAGUAUGUGCAGUAUGAGGAGGAGGAAGCGGAGCCACAGCGUCGCGUGCAAUAUGCACCGCAACCGCAAUCGCCGUCGGUGGGCCCAGCUCCGCCACGCCUACAAGUGCCCGGCGCCCAGCGCACCACAGAUGUGCUAUACUCACCGCUCCAGCGUCCCGCUCGUCCCGAGCCCGAUUAUACGCAGUCGCAGAGCUUCGGCGAAGGCCCCUCCAACGUGCGCGUUUCCCGGCCCGUCUAUGCACUGCCGCCCGCCUCGCCGGCGCCUAGCAGUGCACGUGCUCAAGGCUUCCUGGCGCCCGCAUCUGGCGGUCGUCCAUUGCUGGAGCCAGUGCACUUUGGCCCCAGCCAGGGCGCCAGUGCACAGCCCGUGCAGCAGCCACAGCCACAGCCCCAGCCACAGCGCAGCUAUCAGCCGCAGGCUCAGGGUCGUGUGGGUGCUGGCGGUGGCGGUGGAAGUCUUCUGGAUCAGCUGGCACGCGACUAUGCUUUGCCCCAAGGCAAUGCCCAGCCGCUGCACGACAUCACCUUCGGCUACUACUAGAAGUGAACUGAGGAUUUGGUAUUCGGGGUAAUGAGGCGGCGCAUCAGCCGCUACUUUGAGUCAGGUGCAUACAAUGAUUAAUCGAGUAGUUCUCCUCACCCCAACUGUGCCCCAAGCUCUACGCCUGCCUUAACAUUUCUGUUCCAACCAUACGCCAGUGAUUCCUUGCUACUAGAUUCUAGAAUCUUUAAUUUCUGUAUAUGUAUUUUCCA